This is a messenger RNA of Suillus paluster, 934 nucleotides long. Its product is annotated as Spt4/RpoE2 zinc finger-domain-containing protein. Lineage: Eukaryota; Fungi; Basidiomycota; Agaricomycetes; Boletales; Suillaceae. The record is from RefSeq and is a predicted model, not a curated record. The coding region runs from base 216 to 569 and encodes 117 amino acids. Gene Ontology annotation, molecular function: zinc ion binding; RNA polymerase II complex binding. The transcript is spliced from 3 exons. Gene Ontology annotation, biological process: chromatin organization; regulation of transcription elongation by RNA polymerase II; positive regulation of DNA-templated transcription, elongation. Gene Ontology annotation, cellular component: DSIF complex; nucleus.
GACUUGGAUAACAUGAGCACCCAAUUCUACUUCGACGGUUAUCGAACGGAAUAUAUGAGUGAAUACAAGCCAGGCAGAUAUCACCCAGUGCACCUAGGCGACACGUUUCCUACGCGCGAUAACCCAAGAUACUGUAAAAGUCGACCUUACUGACGAAGAACUUGAAUUACAUAAGCCGGGCGCGUUUACCGUUUACCACCAACAAGUUAAUAGCCAUGGCUACUAUUCCUCCCCAGGCGAGGUCCAAACAGCUCCGAGCAUGCUUACUAUGCUCGAUUAUUCAACAUCCCAUGGAUUUUCGGAAGAAUGGUUGCCCAAAUUGCGAAGAGCUCAUGCAGAUGAAAGGUUCCCCUGACCGCAUAAGUGUUUGCACCACCACUUACUUUGAUGGUAUCAUUGCUGUCAUCGACGCAGAAGCGAGCUGGGUGGCUCGAUGGCAAAGAACGUCAAAGUAUGUUCGGGGGAUGUAUGCUGUCCGCGUGAAAGGUCGAAUACCAGAAGACGUAGAAGCUGAACUCGAGUCCCGUGGCAUCAAGUACCGUCCUAGAGACCAGAGUGAUCAGGAUUAACAUGCUUUACAGUGUUUCAUUUCGUUCUGCAAGUUGUUUUUCAGUUUACAUUAGCUUUAUCGUUACUAGUAGCAGAAUUAGUAGCCAAAUUCGUUACACAUCACAUUAUCUGCCUGCUAUAGCUCAUAGCACUACUGUAGCGCCCCUGGAAUUUGCCUGGAAUGAUCCAAAAUUGUAUGCGCCUUGGAGAGAUAUACACGUCAGUCCAACACUAAGUUAGUAAUUCAUGGCAACCAUAUGUACCUCGACAAUAUGGUAACCUCGUAGAGUAUGUAUACAAGAACAAGCGGGAAGUCAGCACAGGGUAUUAAUCCGUUAUACAGUAGAGUGUACAGAACUACAGUCGAUUCCGUAGCGCGGUCGUG